CACGUGAGCCGCAAACUCUCCGCUUUCCUCUCUCCACCUUCGAGCUCUAAAGAAGAAAAAACCAUCCCUUCCAUGGAUUCCCCAUUUCUCACCAACUACGACGCCCCAAUGGCCAUUCAUCCCUUCGAUAGCUUGUCGGAUCCAUCUCCCUCCCCUGUUCCGGCGACCGAAUCGGAUGCCGAUUUGGCCGACGCACUCGCCGCAGCCCUCCCCGUUGUAGAAGAUGAGUCGGAGGUGAGGAAUUUGCGCGACGCUUGGGAGAUCUUCGUGAGGGAAUCCAUGAAGCUGUGGUGGAUCGCUACACCGAUCGCAUUCAGCAUUGUUUGCCUGUAUGGGAUCAAUUCUACUACCCAGAUCUUCGCCGGACAUCUCGGAAACCUGGAGUUAUCAGCGGUGGCGAUCGGACUUUCAGUCAUCUCCAAUUUCUCCUUUGGAUUUCUUCUAGGUAUGGGUAGCGCACUGGAGACUCUAUGUGGGCAGGCGUUUGGCGCAGGGCAGGUGGAUAAGUUAGGCAUCUAUAUGCAGAGGUCAUGGAUCAUUCUCACAGCAUCCGCCGUUCUAAUGUGUCCGGUAUACCUCUUCGCCGCCCCCCUGCUGAAGCUCAUAGGCCAAGAUCCUGAUAUUGCAGACGCUGCCGGCCGCUUCACCGUCGCCAUUAUCCCGCAAAUUUUCGCCCUCGCUAUCAACUUCCCGACCCAGAAAUUUCUUCAGGCGCAGAGCAAAGUGUGGGUGCUCGCAUGCAUAGGCUUCGCAGCCCUGCUCCUCCACAUCGCUCUCCUCUCGCUCUUCCUCUAUGGAUUCGGGUGGGGGAUCAUCGGCGCAGCAGCCGCAUACGAUAUUUCGCAGUGGGCGGUCUCCGUUGCACAGGUGGCGUACGUCGUGCGGUGGUGCGGGGAUGGAUGGGGGGAGGGUUUCUCAUGGGGCGCAUUUAGGGAUCUGUGGGCCUUCGUCAAGCUCUCGCUUGCUUCUGCUGUCAUGCUUUGUUUGGAGAUUUGGUAUAUGAUGGUGCUCGUUGUGCUCGCCGGCCAUCUUCACCGCGCCCAGAUCGCCGUCGGUUCUAUUUCCAUCUGCAUGAACAUCAGCGGCUGGGAAGGAAUGGUGUUCAUCGGCAUCAACGCAGCCAUAAGCGUUAGGGUUUCUAAUGAACUCGGAUCAGGAAGGCCCAGAGCCACCAAGCACGCGGUGGCGGUGGUGGUUGCUACCUCACUCGUAGUCGGCCUCUGCUCAAUGUUUCUCAUUCUGGCUGCUCGUAAUAAGUUUCCUGUUAUUUUUACAAGCGACGAGGAGCUUCAGCGCGCAGUUUCUAAGAUUGCGCAUCUUCUCGCCCUUACCAUGGUGCUCAAUAGCAUACAGCCAGUGAUUUCAGGUGUGGCAGUAGGAGGUGGAUGGCAAGCUCUAGUGGCUUAUAUUAACUUGGCUUGCUAUUAUGUAUUUGGCCUUCCGUUAGGGUUCCUGCUGGGGUAUGCUCUGCAAUGGGGAGUUCAGGGUAUAUGGGUUGGCAUGCUUUUGGGAACUGCCCUGCAGACUUUCAUUCUCUGCUACGUGCUUUGGAAGACCAACUGGAAUGACGAGGCUGCACAGGCAUGUGAACGAGUGAAAUUAUGGGGAGGAGAAGGAAAAUUUAUAGAGCUAGAGCUGGGAAAAUGAGCUUCUUUUACAAAAAAUAAAAAUAAAUUACUUCUAUAAGGAGAAUAGUUAUGAAAAGAGCUAAUUGGAAAGUCUUGUAGAGGAGUUGAUAGAGAGCAUUUUCUCAAAUUAAUGAGAAAAUUUUGUGAAAGUCUUCCAUACAUGAGCUACAUACGGACGACGGACUGGAUACUCUGUCGUCUAUAUGUAACUAGUGUACAGAUGACAUACGCAAAAUUUAUGUAACUAGUGUACGAAUGACAAACGCAAAAUUUUUCCAUAAUCAAGAGACAAGCACAAUUUUGGAAAAAGAGAAAGAGAGAGGCUGCUAAUUGUUUUGGAGCUCAAAUUUUUUGAACAUGUAAGGUUGAUUUUGUAAAUUGUUUGGUGAGUGAAAAUUAACAC
This is a messenger RNA of Phalaenopsis equestris, 2031 nucleotides long. Its product is annotated as protein DETOXIFICATION 35-like. NCBI's taxonomy places the organism in Eukaryota, Viridiplantae, Streptophyta, Magnoliopsida, Asparagales, Orchidaceae. The coding region runs from base 73 to 1647 and encodes 524 amino acids. Gene Ontology annotation, cellular component: membrane. The record is from RefSeq and is a predicted model, not a curated record. Gene Ontology annotation, biological process: xenobiotic detoxification by transmembrane export across the plasma membrane. Gene Ontology annotation, molecular function: xenobiotic transmembrane transporter activity; antiporter activity. The transcript has 8 exons.